Messenger RNA from Purpureocillium lilacinum, 2622 nucleotides. Its product is annotated as U3 small nucleolar RNA-associated protein. NCBI's taxonomy places the organism in Eukaryota, Fungi, Ascomycota, Sordariomycetes, Hypocreales, Ophiocordycipitaceae. Gene Ontology annotation, biological process: maturation of SSU-rRNA from tricistronic rRNA transcript (SSU-rRNA, 5.8S rRNA, LSU-rRNA). The record is from RefSeq and is a predicted model, not a curated record. Gene Ontology annotation, molecular function: RNA binding; protein binding. Gene Ontology annotation, cellular component: 90S preribosome; small-subunit processome; t-UTP complex.
AUGGACGUUCACCGCUGCCGCUUCGUCCCCUACCAGCCGUCCGCUAUCAACGCGGUCGCCUUCUCCCAUCCCAAGACGAGAACCGCAAAGCGCAGCACUGUCGCGAGGCUGGCGAUUGGCCGUGCCAACGGCGAUAUCGAGAUAUGGAACCCCGGCAACGGCACCUGGCACCAGGAGCAGGUUAUUCGGGGUGGCAAGGGCCGCAGCAUUGACGGCCUCGUCUGGGUCAACGAGCCCGACCAGGACUUGGGCGAUGGCCGCGUCGUGAUUGGAAAGUCGCGCCUCUUCAGCAUCGGCUACACCUCCACCGUCACCGAAUGGGACCUGGAAACGGGCAAGCCCAAGCGCCAUGCGAGCGGCCAGCACGGUGAUAUCUGGUGUCUCGCGGCACAGCCUUCCAGCUCGACCGAUGGGCCCAGCUCCGAAGUACAGAACUCGAACAAGCUUGUGGCCGGCACCAUCGACGGUGAGCUGGUCAUGUACUCGCUUGAGGACGACGACUUGCGUUUCCAGCGAGUCCUGGUCAAGUCUCCGACCAAGAAGGCCCAGAUGGUCAGCAUGACCUUCCAGUCGCGCAAGGUGGUCAUUGUCGGCUGCUCCGACAGCACGAUUCGAGCCUACGACAUGGCCAAGGGCCACCUCCUCCGACGAAUGACGCUCGGUUCCGACCUGGUCGGCGGCGCCAAAGACAUCAUCGUCUGGUCUGUCAAGUGCCUGCCUAACGGCAACAUUGUCUCCGGCGAUUCCACAGGACAGAUCUGCAUCUGGGACGGCAAGACGUACACACAGGCCCAGCGCAUCCAAAGUCACAAACAGGACGUCUUGAGCCUCGCCACCAGCGCGGACGGCACCGCCAUUAUGAGCGGUGGUAUGGACAGGAGGACCUUUCUCUACAAGCAGGCCUCUGGCGCCGGCCAGCGUUGGGGCAAGGUCUGGGGCCGGCGGUAUCACGACCACGAUGUGAAGGCCAUGGCAUCGUUCGAAAACGGCAACGUCAGUGUCGUGGUUUCAGGAGGUCCCGAUGCCAACCUCAUGGUUGUGCCCCUAAAGGAAAUGGGCCGCGAGAAUCACAGGAUGAUGAGCAAUCUGCCGCAACAACCGCCGCUCGCAAGCGCCGCCAACGCUAGGUUCAUGGUCAGCUGGUGGGACCGGGAGAUUCACAUCUGGAGUCUGAGGAAACCCGCCACCGAGCUGUUUGAGUCGGGCACCGACGACGUCGACAUCAACCAGAACCGCAAGCUUCUCAAGACCAUUGUUGUCAAGGGUGAUUGCAACAUCACUUCUGCGGCAUUGAACCAAGAUGGAACCCUCCUUGUCGUCUCUACACCCAUCGAUGUCAAGGCGUUCCGUCUCGAGCAUCAGGACCCGACCAAACCUUCGGAUGUCAAAAUACACUCUCUUGAGCUUCCGCAGAAGCUUACGCGUCUCGGGGCCACGCAAGUCAAGCUGUCUCCCGAUGGGAAAUGGGUCUUGCUGGUCCAGGAGGGGUCGCGCGUUCUGAUGGCCCGGAUUACCCUCAACGCGAACAAAGAGGGUGUGCCCGCCGCCGGCAUCAAAGUCCAGCGACUCGCCCGGCUGCGUCGCCAUGUACCAAGAUACAUCAUGAACGGCGGCUUGGGCGGCUACGACCGGAGCGUUACGCAAACGGCUUUCAGCGCAGACUCCAAGAUGGUCGCGGUCGCCGACCUGGCUGGCUACAUGGACACUUGGAUCCUGCGCGGCCACGAGGAGAGCCUACGAAAUGGCCAAGCCGUCGACGGUGCCGAUGACGCGGCUUCGUCGUCGGACAGCGACUCAUCUGACGACGAGGCCGACGCUAUUGAUGUCGGUGAGCAGUGGAUUCGCAACCCGAACGCCAAACAGCUGCCCAAGUUGCCCUCCGCUCCCGUUGUCCUGUCCUUCACGGACGACGUACCCGGGUCCGGAGACGCCUCGAGUGACGACUAUACCCUUGCUGCCAUCACGUCGUCAUGGAACGUUCUUGCGUUCCAUCCGCGUCAAGGCGCGCUAACCCCAUGGUCCCGAAGACACCCACGAAAGGCCCUUCCCGCGGCGGUACAGGAUCUACUCGAUCUGCCCAAAGGCAUAUUCUGGCAGGGGUCAAGGAUGUGGGUGUACGGCGUAUCAUUCCUCCUCAUGUUGGACAUGGGCCAGGACCUCCCCAUGCCCACGGCAGACGCCGACGGCUCCGCAGAGACGCAGGUGGCUCAAGGAACGAAGAGGAAGCGGGCUUCGCGGACCACCGGCGCUGGGGGCAAGAUGGAGAGAGAGAACCUCGUGCCCCACAAAGUUCGGAAGCAUGGAGAGGAGGAGAACUACGAAGACAUCAACGUGGGGGAGACCCCAAGGGCGGAGGAGAGUGACAGCGACGACGAGAUGGCUGACGCCGACGGCGAACUCGCCCAGCUUCGCAACAACGGCAGCAAGACGGUCGUCCAGUCUGACGACACGACUGAUGAGCGCAAGAAGUGGUGGAUCACGUACAAGUACCGCCCCAUCCUGGGCGUCGUUCCCGUGAACCGCGCGGACCAACCGCUCGAGGUCGCGCUGGUGGAGAGGCCGACGUGGGAUGUGGACAUGCCCGACAGGUACUUUGCCGGCCACGAGUGGGAGAAGUAUUGA